CAAACUGCACAACAGCUAAAAGAAGACGAAGUGAGCGAAACUCAAACAAAGCUGCUGGCGUUUACUGUGCAGAGUUUCAUUUAACCGCGUGUUUAUCGGUUUUUCUUGCUUAAAUAGUGAACAAAAUAUAUUCAACGUAACUGCUGCGUUAGUGUGUAGUUAACUGCAGCAGCUACAUAACGCGAAUUUAGCAUUAGCUGUAGUUAAGCAGCACUUUACGACAGCGAGGCUAGCAAUGAGUGCUAGCCAGGUUAUAGCUUCAAAAACCGGCAGGACGAAAGCUUUGGUCGGCCGGAGACAGGAGCACCGAGCCUUCAGAGCCUCCAACAAGGUGCUGGCCGAGAGGAAUCCGGCGGUGGUGGCGGUGGGAGCCUGGGUGGAAGGAGGACAACACUUCCUGGAGCACCCGACUGCUCUUGCUUUGCUAACGGAGGAGCUCCAGGCAGAGAAGAGGAGGGAGAAUGAAGAAAGCCUCAGACGAUUUCAGGAUGAAGUCCGCCACCGUGUGGCACAGCGAGCUCGAGUCGUCAAGAAAAGACAGCAGCCUCUCACAGAUCCAGUGGUGACACCUGACAGCAGCUCCCCACAACAACAUUAUCAGGCGUGGACUCACCGAGUGUCUGCUGGUGAGACGCUGAAGUCUGCCAGAGCUGCUGCACAGAACAGAGUGAGGGAGAGGAGCUCUCAGGAGCCGAGCGGAGGCAUGAGGCAGGUCAGACUCAGACUGGCCGCCUGUCGGAUGAUCCCACGCGAGGAAACGACUUCAGAGCUUCCUGGAGGCAGAUGGAACGUCUCUCCUGCCAGACAUAAAGCUGAAUCUCAUGAGGAAGGUCUGGAAGAGGAAGAGGAGGAGGAGGAGGAGGGAGACGAUCCUCUGUUCUCCAGUCAGCAUGAAUGUCCUCUUGUUCAGCAGAAGAUAAUUGGACACGCUUCAUGGAGUCCUGACAGAUUACAUCCUGAUCCAGUUGUUAAAUCCAAUCUCUGCGGCGUCCCUCGUGUUCUGUGGCCUCUGAACGAGCAAGAAGAAGUGAAAAGACAGCGUCAGUCUCAGUUCCUGAAGCACCGCCGCCUCGCCAUGAGCAACGAGAGAGAGCGAGUGAAGGAGAACAAGCAGCACAGGAAGCACCUGAAGAGGACGGCGAGGCUCAAAGCUGAGAAAGAACAGAUCCGUCUGGAGGAGGAGAGGAGGCUGGAGAGAGAUCGGCAGCUUGCAGAGGCCAGACAGAAGCUGGAGGAGAGAGAGCUGCUGAUCCUGGAGAGACUGAAGCUGGAGGAGGAGGAGAGAGCUGUGGAGCUGCAGAGGAGAAGAAAACAGGAGAAAGGCAAAGUAGCUGCAAGGUUCAUCGAGGCUCUGAGGGCUCGGAUGAAGGAGCGACUCUCUCAGGCGAAGCUGGACCUUCCUCCUCUCUGCUGCUGCGCUUCUUCUUUCUGGGAUUCCCACCCUGACACCUGCGCCAACAACUGUGUCUUCCACAACAACCCCAAAGCUUAUGCCCAGGCGCUGCAUUCAGCGAUGGGGAGUUUGGACCGACAGUGAAGGAAGCAGGUGAGCUGCAGAGGAAGCUACCUGAUAGAACGGACAUGCUGGGAAACAGUGUAAGGUAUUAAACCGAGAAUCAGACGAGAAGAUCCGUUUGUGUCUGUCCUGGAGAUGUUUAGCUUCCAGACUGAAAUGUUUUAGCGCACACUCAAUGGGAUGGGAAUAUUUUAAGAAACCUGACGUUAAAUCCCCAUUAUGUAUACGUGCUACCAGGAGAACCAAAUGUAGCUUCUCUUGUGAAAUACCUCGGCUGCACAGUUUAGUACAGAUGUUGAUGAUGUGUCCUCAUGAUGCUGGUGUUUUGGCCUCUUAUUCCAUCAAUUUCACUUUAGAUCUGUGAUUAAAUGUGUGACAUUCCCUUCAGUCCUAGCUGAUCUUUGUGUAUAGUAUUGAUUAACCUUCUACUUUAUACCUGCUAAACAUCAGCUGUGCCUUCACUACAGCCUCACAGAGCCUCCAGCAUGCCUCUACAUGCUCGGUCUUGUUCUACUUUGUGUAAAGAACGACCCCUACAGCACUGUUUGGCCUUUUUUUAUUCUCUAUAUUUACUGUUUUAUACAACCUCACAUGAACUGCUGUGUUUAUUUAUUGAUAAUUAAGGACUUUGUGUGUUAGUUUCCUCUGUACAUGUAACUAGGAGAAUGAAUUUUAAGCCAUCAGGUGUAAAUAUAAAUGUGCCUUACUGCUGUCGGUCAUGGUGAUCUGUUUCAGGACUGUUUGACAAAAAUAAUAAAUUAAGAGACAAAGA
Acanthochromis polyacanthus (spiny chromis) is the source of this 2288-nucleotide messenger RNA. RefSeq names its product coiled-coil domain containing 15 (gene ccdc15). Gene Ontology annotation, cellular component: centrosome. The transcript has 10 exons. Bases 236 to 1537 code for a protein of 433 amino acids. The record is from RefSeq and is a predicted model, not a curated record. NCBI's taxonomy places the organism in Eukaryota, Metazoa, Chordata, Actinopteri, Pomacentridae.